UUGCAGGGAAUCGUUGGUACGACAUCGUCCGGCAAGACCUCUCUUGUUCAUCGAUACCUCACGGGAACCUUCACUGCUGAAGAAAGUCCAGAAGGUGGUCGUUUCAAAAAAGAGGUCUUUAUCGACGGUCUCAGUCACUUGUUACUGAUUCGCGACGAAGGCAGCGCUUCUCCGGAUGUUCAGUUCUCGUUGUGGGCGGACGCAGUGAUUUUUGUGUACAGUGUCGACAAUCAAGAAAGCUUCGAGCGAAUUCGACAUUUCUACAGUCACAUGAACAAGUUCCGAAACGUGGCCGACAUGCCGGUGUUGUUAGUGGGAACAAAGGAUACCCUCUCAGAAAAGAAUCCACGAGUGAUUAGUGAAGAAGAGGGCAAGCAGAUGGCGAAUCAUCUGAAACGUUGCGCUUACUAUGAGACAUGCGCUACGUAUGGAUUGAACGUUGAACGGGUGUUUAAAGAUGGUGAGUUUUUCGGGAUGUUAGAUUUUUUCGGCCACUUUCUAUCGUUGAAUAGACUGAGCUUUCUGUUAAUGCAAUUUUUCUACCGAGUUGAUUGCCCCUUUUGGAACGACUUGUGUUGA
Messenger RNA from Cooperia oncophora, 579 nucleotides. Lineage: Eukaryota; Metazoa; Nematoda; Chromadorea; Rhabditida; Trichostrongylidae. The record is from the annotation of a GenBank genome assembly.